This is a messenger RNA of Nezara viridula (southern green stink bug), 333 nucleotides long. Lineage: Eukaryota; Metazoa; Arthropoda; Insecta; Hemiptera; Pentatomidae. The record is from the annotation of a GenBank genome assembly.
UUAUGGUCAAUUUUUCACCACCAUAUUUCAGGAUUUCCAGAGGUACUCCACCAGAGAGAGAGAGAGAGAGAGAGAGAGAGAGAGAGAGAGAGAGAGAGAGAGAGAGAGAGAGAGAGGAGAGGGAGAGGGAGAGGGAGAGGGAGAGGGAGAGGGAGAGGGAGAGGGAGAGGGAGAGGGAGAGGGAGAGGGAGAGGGAGAGGGAGAGGGAGAGGGAGAGGGAGAGGGAGAGGGAGAGGGAGAGGGAGAGGAGUUAUCCAUUCCACACAGACAGGCCUGGUCUGGUCAGGUCGGCUAGACGACGAUCGCCGAGGCCCCUCGAAUCCUGGGUCCCCU